Molecule: messenger RNA, 2439 nt
Organism: Danaus chrysippus (African queen)
Lineage: Eukaryota; Metazoa; Arthropoda; Insecta; Lepidoptera; Nymphalidae
Source: the annotation of a GenBank genome assembly
AUGGAUGUAGCUGACACAUAUGCCACUCAAAGCCAAGUAAAAGAUGAGGUUGGAGUUCGUUGCCAGAAGUUAUUUCAAGAUUUUUUAGAAGAGUUUAAAGAAGAUCACGAAUUAAAAUAUGAAAAGCAAGCAAAGGAAUUACUGAAACCAGAAUUAAGUACAUUAGAAGUCAGUUUCGAUGACGUUGAAAAAUACAACCAGAAUCUAGCUACAACAAUUAUCGAGGAAUAUUACAGAAUAUACCCAUUUCUUAACCAAGCUAUCUUGAACUAUGUAUUAAGCUUUGCCGAUAGCGGUAUAAAGAAAGAUUUGCAGGCAAAAGAAUGCUAUGUUUCAUUCGUUGAUGUACCAACAAGACAUAAAGUGAGGGAGCUAACAACAGCCAAAAUUGGUACUUUAAUAAGAAUAUCCGGUCAAAUUGUAAGAACGCACCCAGUUCAUCCUGAACUGGUUUUAGGUACAUUUGUCUGUUUGGAUUGUCAAACCGUUAUAAAGAAUGUUGAACAACAAUUUAAGUACACAAUUCCCACAAUAUGUCGUAAUCCAGUGUGCGCUAAUCGUCGCCGUUUUAUGUUGGAUGCCGAUAAAUCUGUGUUUGUGGACUUCCAAAAGAUAAGAAUUCAAGAGACACAGGCAGAGCUGCCAAGGGGAUGCAUACCAAGAUCACUUGAAGUCAUAUUGAGAGCAGAGGCUGUGGAAUCUGUACAGGCUGGCGAUCGUUAUGAUUUCACUGGUACUCUUAUAGUGGUGCCGGAUGUUGGUUCAUUAUCUAUGCCGGGGGCGAAGGCCGAGUUAACGACUAGAACUAAGAUGGCAACCGAGGGACAGAUGGAAGGAAUAAAGGGACUCAAGGCUUUGGGAGUACGGGAAUUACAUUACAAAACCGCCUUCCUAGCGUGUAGUGUUCAAGCGACAUCAAGAAGAUUCGGUACUUCAGAUUUAGCUGCGGAUGAUCUUACUUCAGAAGAUAUGAGGAAGCAAAUGACAGACAAAGAAUGGGACAAGGUGUAUGAAAUGUCUCGCGACCGUAAUCUGUACAAUAAUCUGAUUACAAGUCUAUUUCCAAGUAUUCAUGGAAACAAUGAAGUGAAGAGAGGAAUUCUUUUAAUGUUGUUCGGUGGCGUCGCUAAAACAACUGUAGAAGGAACAACUCUGCGUGGUGAUAUCAACGUGUGUAUAGUAGGCGAUCCUAGUACAGCUAAGUCUCAACUGUUAAAACAAGUCAGUGAGAUGACUCCUCGAGCGGUUUACACGAGCGGGAAGGCAUCGUCCGCUGCUGGUCUUACAGCUGCUGUUGUUAAGGAUGAAGAAUCGUUUGAUUUCGUGAUAGAAGCCGGUGCAUUGAUGUUGGCUGAUAAUGGAGUGUGUUGUAUCGAUGAGUUUGAUAAGAUGGAUCCCGGGGACCAGGUGGCUAUACACGAGGCUAUGGAACAACAGACCAUAUCAUUGGCUAAGGCCGGUGUGAGGGCAACCCUGAACGCUAGAACCUCAAUACUGGCAGCUGCCAACCCUAUCGGCGGUAGAUACGACCGAGCUAAAUCCUUACAACAGAAUGUUGCUCUCAGCGCGCCUAUAAUGUCACGAUUCGAUUUAUUCUUCAUACUAAUAGAUGAGAGCAGUGAAAUGGUUGAUUACGCUAUAGCCAGGAAAAUAGUGGAUUUGCAUUGUAAUAAAGAGGAAACAUAUGACUGUGUGUACUCUAGAGAGGAUCUAUUGAGAUAUAUAGCGUUUGCGAGAUCAUUCAAACCUAUUAUUACUGAGGAAGCCGGCAAGUUAUUGGUUGAGUACUACACAAGUCUACGUUCUCGUGAAUCAGCGGGUGGUGGUUGGAGAAUAACUGUACGACAAUUGGAAUCAUUGGUACGACUAAGUGAAGCGUUGGCUAAAAUGCACUGCAGCGGACAUGUUACUACCAACCACGUUACCGAGGCUCACAGAUUGUUGAACAAGUCAAUAAUUCGUGUGGAACAACCCGACAUACAUUUGGAUGAAGAGGAUCCGCAGUAUGAACCUAGUAUGGAUGUUGAUCAAGAUACACCUUCGGGAACAGCUGAAACCCCUUCAACCGAUCAAUCUGGCAAGAAAAAAUUAACUCUAUCAUUUGAAGAGUACAAAUCACUUAGUAAUAUGUUGGUUGUGUUCAUGAGGAAGGAAGAGCAGGAGGCUGAAUCAAAAGGUGAAGAAAAUGCGGGUAUGCGUAAAAGUGCAGUAGUGAGUUGGUAUUUGGAACAAUUGGUCUCUCAAGGCACUAUAGAGACAGAAGAUGAUUUGUUAGAGAGAAAGACGUUGGUGGAAAAAGUUAUUGACAGGCUCAUGUAUCAUGAUCAAGUUAUAAUACCUCUACAGACAACUGGUUUGAAAACAACACAAAAGUCCGAUCAAGAAGUUGAAGAUGAUCCUCUGCUCGUGGUACAUCCUAACUAUGUUGUUGAUACAUAA